AUGACACAUAACUCCACAGAAUAUAAAGCACUGAUUUUGGGUUUGGAAGCACUUAUCGCUAAGGGAGUGCAGUUUGUUUUAAUCUAUGGGGAUUCUCAACUUGUUAUUAACCAGGUGUUGAAACGGUACGCUUGUAAUUUUCCUCAUUUGCGUAGAUACCGAGAUGUACUCCAUCUGUUACAUAGAAUCGGGGAAGUAGUUUUUGAGCAUGUACCAAGAGCAGAGAAUCAGUUGGCUGAUAAUCUGGCUCAGAGUGCCUGUCAGCAGUUGAUUGGCAGUGUCGAUUCUGAGACUGUUUGGAGAGCAGAGAUUAUGGUGUAUUUGGAAUCUCCAGAUUCUACCACUCAUGUUCGUAUUCGGUUAAAGGCUUUGCGUUUUCAUCUUAUUGAUGGGAUUUUAUAUAAAAGAACCUUUGAAGGGGUUUUAUUGAGGUGUUUGAGACCUGAGGAGUCUAUUAAAAUAAUGAAGGAGGUCCAUGGAGGAAUAUGUGGCGCGCAUCGGGCAGAAUGUCAGAGGCAUGGUCCUUUAAAUCAUCUGCCAGUAGUAGAAUUGAAGACAAUGGUUAAACUUUGGCCAUUCAAAGCUUGGGCCUUAGAUGUAAUUGGGAAAAUUCAUCCAACCUCGUCAAAACAGCAUUCUUUCAUUUUGGUGGCGACAGAUUAUUUUACCAAAUGGGUAGAAGCAGCUCCCUUGAAGAAUGCAACGCAGAAAGAAAUGAUUGAAUUCGUACUCAAUCAUAUCAUCUAUCGAUUUGGAAUUCCUCACACUCUCACAACUGAUCAAGGGUUGAUGUUUACUGGGGAAAAGUUUGUCGAGUUUUUGGCCGAAUUUAAUGUUAAGCUACACCAUUCUUCGCCAUACUACCCACAGGCGAAUGGAUUGGCCGAAGCAGCAAAUAAGAUUAUUAUCGGUAUUAUUCGGAAUAUGAUGGAGGAGAAUCCAAGGAAAUGGCAUACUUUGCUGCCUCAGGCGUUGUGGGCUCAUCGAAAUAGUAGAAAUACCUCUACUGGAUUCUCCCCAUACCAAUUAACAUUCGGGCAAGAUGCAGUAUUACUUGCAGAAUUUGUCGUGCCUUCACCCAGGGUGAUCAGUAAGACAGCUUGUAUUGAUGAGGUGUAUUUACAAAAGAUGUGA
Molecule: messenger RNA, 1134 nt
Organism: Andrographis paniculata
Lineage: Eukaryota; Viridiplantae; Streptophyta; Magnoliopsida; Lamiales; Acanthaceae
Exons: 2
Coding region: 1-1134 (377 amino acids)
Biological process (GO): DNA integration
Molecular function (GO): RNA-DNA hybrid ribonuclease activity; nucleic acid binding
Source: RefSeq, a predicted model, not a curated record